GCCCCGCCGCGCUCGCACGGCUACGUUCGGGCUCCCAGGCAUCCGCCCCCUUUCAGCGACUCUGAGCCGCUCCGACUGUCCCCAGAGUGGGGAGGGAGGAAAGACGUGGAGCGGGUGCUGCAGGACCUCUGGGCUUUGCGCAGCUCAUGCUAGUCUCCAGCUUCCGGCGCAGCCUGUGCCCCUGCGGAGCGUCCCUGUACUUGCACACCCAGUUGAGCCCGCAGUUGGUACUCUCUGGCUAGUUCGAAGUUUCAGCGGCUGAAGACUUGCGGUGGGGGAAAGGAGACACCGGUGUGGAGCUCUUGGGAGACUGGGGCUGACUCAUCUAGAGUCCCUGGCUCCCCUCUGGCUGCACUUGGAAACUUUGCUCUGUGUUUCGGUCUUUGUCUCUUUUGGGGAAGCUGGACAGCAGUUCGGCAGGCCCGGUCCCUGGCCAGGACCGCACACUGGGGGCCAUGGAGUUCACGGCAUCGCCCAAGCCCCAGCUUUCUUCCAGGGCCAACGCCUUCUCCAUCGCCGCGCUGAUGUCGAGCGGCGGCUCCAAAGAGAAGGAAGCUACGGAGAACACCAUCAAACCACUGGAACAAUUUGUUGAGAAGUCUUCCUGCGCUCAGCCCCUGGGAGAGCUGACCAGCCUAGAUGCUCCUGGGGAGUUUGGCGGCAGUGGUGCGGGCGGCAGCAGCCCCUCCUCCUCCUCUCUGUGCACUGAGCCACUGAUCCCCACCACCCCCGUCAUCCCCAGCGAGGAAAUGGCCAAAAUUGCCUGCAGCCUGGAGACCAAGGAGCUCUGGGACAAAUUCCAUGAGCUAGGCACGGAGAUGAUCAUCACCAAGUCUGGCAGGAGGAUGUUUCCUACCAUCCGUGUGUCCUUUUCCGGUGUGGAUUCUGAGGCCAAGUACAUAGUCCUGAUGGACAUCGUCCCUGUGGACAACAAGAGGUACCGCUAUGCCUACCACCGGUCCUCUUGGCUGGUGGCUGGCAAAGCGGACCCUCCACUGCCAGCCAGGUUGUAUGUACAUCCAGACUCUCCUUUUACUGGCGAGCAGCUACUCAAACAGAUGGUGUCUUUUGAAAAGGUGAAACUCACAAACAAUGAACUGGAUCAACAUGGCCAUAUAAUUUUGAACUCAAUGCAUAAGUACCAGCCACGGGUGCACAUCAUUAAGAAGAAAGACCACACAGCCUCAUUACUCAAUCUGAAGUCUGAAGAAUUCAGAACAUUCAUCUUUCCAGAAACAGUUUUUACAGCGGUCACUGCCUACCAGAAUCAACUGAUAACCAAGCUGAAAAUAGAUAGUAACCCUUUUGCCAAAGGAUUCCGGGACUCCUCCAGGCUCACAGACAUUGAGAGGGAAAGUGUGGAGAGCCUGAUUCAAAAGCAUUCCUAUGCCCGCUCACCCAUCCGUACCUAUGGAGGAGAAGAGGAUGUGCUAGGGGAUGAGCUUCAGACAACACAAAACCGAGGAUCAGCCUUUACAACAUCUGAUAAUUUGUCUCUUAGCUCCUGGGUAUCGUCUUCGUCCAGUUUUCCUGCAUUUCAGCACCCACAGUCCCUGACUGCUCUUGGCACCAGCACGGCAUCCAUAGCAACACCCAUUCCUCACCCCAUACAGGGCUCUCUGCCACCAUACAGCCGACUUGGCAUGCCUCUGACCCCAUCAGCCAUUGCCAGCUCCAUGCAGGGGAGUGGCCCGACAUUCCCCUCAUUCCACAUGCCCCGGUAUCAUCACUACUUUCAGCAGGGUCCCUAUGCUGCUAUCCAAGGACUGCGCCAUUCCUCUGCUGUGAUGACGCCAUUUGUAUGACUCUUCUAAAAGGAGAGUCCAGAUCCAGAAUGUGCAGAUGGGUAUGGAAAUAUAGGACGGGGUUGGGUGGGUGGGGUGUGGGGUGUUGGAGCAGGGGCUCUCCAGGAGACAUGGGACCUAUGAAAGAGGAGAGCUGGACUCAACAAUAAAACUUACCACUGAGGGAAAGCACCAUGGACCAGGCUUCAUCUGUAGCUGGGGGACAGCUUUUGAGUUGGAGAGAGGAUCAGUAUAAAGUUCUUAGCCAGCCUAAGUCCUGGAACUAAAAGGAUAUCAAUUUACCCAGAAAGUGUAAUAAUACAAAGCAGAUGAAUCUUAAGGUGCAUUAUUCCUAGUGGUUAAAAAUGCUGUGUCAAUGCAGUAGUGUAUAAAGUCAACACGUAUAGGUUUUCUUUCCAGUUUCCACAGGUUAAAAGAAUCUUCAAAGAGGCAAUACUGUAUAACAUACUGACCACAAUGGAUAAUGACUAACUUAAGUCAAUUCUGUCUGUGGAAACGAGAGCCAAUAGAGAAAUAUUUAUAGUGCUGUAGCUCAAGCAUGUUUAGUUUUCCUUUGUGUUGGUUUGCUGGGGAAGGAGCUGAGAUAAUGCUAAUGCAUCCCAUUUUGUGGAUGAGUAGGUGGUAAUGACUUCACAAAGUUCUUUCUAUAAUAUUGAAGGGCCAGUACCUGACAAGUUCCUUUUCACAGUCUUGUCUUCUUUCUUCCUAAUUCUGUUUCUUGCAAUUAUUUGCCAUCUAUGUAGGAAAAAUUUUCCAUAUACAAUUGUGCAAUUAGAGGCUCUGUAUGUUACAUUGUAAAACUGAAGUUCUCUUUUUCUAGGCUGCGUUGUAAAUACACUGCUUACUUAUUCACUGAGGGACACUCUAAAGUCUCUACACCUUGACAUGUGAGACUUUCUUUCACUUAACAGCUAUAAUAAAAAGAUGGUUGCCCUGUUCUGAAAGGAAUUUUUCUGCCAUGAGUACCAAAGUCCCCUUCAUUUUUGCUUCAUCUUUGAGAGACCUUUGUUUGCUGUUGUUUAAUCACUAAGUUGUAUCUGACUCUUUUAUGACCCCCCUUGGCUGUACCCUACCAGGCUCCUCUGU
Capra hircus (goat) is the source of this 2891-nucleotide messenger RNA. It is a transcript of the gene TBX20, whose product is annotated as T-box 20. The coding region runs from base 456 to 1805 and encodes 449 amino acids. Gene Ontology annotation, molecular function: RNA polymerase II cis-regulatory region sequence-specific DNA binding; DNA-binding transcription factor activity, RNA polymerase II-specific. The transcript is spliced from 8 exons. Gene Ontology annotation, biological process: heart looping; vasculogenesis; regulation of transcription by RNA polymerase II. The record is from RefSeq and is a predicted model, not a curated record. Gene Ontology annotation, cellular component: nucleus. NCBI's taxonomy places the organism in Eukaryota, Metazoa, Chordata, Mammalia, Artiodactyla, Bovidae.